AUGUGGCAUCAAUCCUUCGCAUCGCUUCUUCUGGCCCUUGUGGCUCCAUCUAUUACCUAUGCGGCGACCAUAGCUCAACGAGACGACAGCGUAGGCAAUGCUAUCGUUGAUCUCUCUCAGAACAACGGCGCGGCGACCUUCCUCGGCUCGGGUUUCAUCUAUGGAUUCCCAGACAAUGGCACAAACGCUGAAGAUAGCAUCCCUGACUAUCUCCUCGCCGAUAUCAAGCUUAGAACUUGCCGCGGUGGCGGCGCUCAGAUCGACGCUGUCGGGUGGGCAGAAGGCGGCUAUGAUGGUUAUAUCGGGCGUUUUGAUUCAGCCCUUUCAAACUACCGUUCGGCCCGCAAGUAUAAUGGGGAAUUCAUCCUGAUGCUGAGCGACCUGUGGGGUGCUCAGGGCGGUGCAACGGCGGAUUCCAUUUUUCCAGGCGACAAUGGCAAUUGGACGGAAAUGGAGUUGUUUCUCGACCAGGUGAUAUCUGAUAUCCAGUCGAAUGACAUCUUGGAGGGAUUGAUAGUUGAUAUUUGGAAUGAGCCUGACCUCGAAAUAUUUUGGUACCCCGAUUGGUCUCAAUAUGUGGAAUACUUCGUCAAGGCCACUCAAUACUUGCGGUAA
Molecule: messenger RNA, 615 nt
Organism: Penicillium cataractarum
Lineage: Eukaryota; Fungi; Ascomycota; Eurotiomycetes; Eurotiales; Aspergillaceae
Exons: 1
Coding region: 1-615 (204 amino acids)
Source: RefSeq, a predicted model, not a curated record